ACGCCAGUAGCAGCUAAACGCAGUCAAAUCUGCACCGACACUUUGUGGCUUUUGUUUUUUUCUGCAUCAAAGCCAGCUACCCCGUUAGCUUUGUCCGGAUCACUUUUUGCGCUGUCCUUCUCAACAAUGUCAGACAACCAGAGCAGGACAGAGGCUGUUUUAGCGGGAUAUUAGCUAGCUUUUACAGUUGAGCAAAUAACUGUUCGGUCACCGCGCGAAGAAGGUUUUUUUUUUCUUUGCUGUUAGCUUGUAAAGACACUUUGACAGUAGCUUCAGCUAACCUCUCUGCGUUCACCGUCUGUGUCGUUAAAACUCUUGAUAUUUAAGCUGUAUAGUCAAAGAUAGCAUCUUAAACAUGAGUGAACAGUACGUGCAGUCUUGUUGCAGCAAACGUCGACGUGAGGCAACAAAGCCUGUUACAAACACUGAAAGAUUUUAAAGAUGACCACUUCAUGGAGUGACAGACUGCAGAACUAUGCAGACUUGCCUGCCAACAUGGACGGCUUGACGAUGAAAAAAUACAGGAGAGAGCCAUAUCACAGAGUGUUCGUCAACAGAAGCUUGGCAAUGGAGAAGAUUAAGUGCUUCGGCUUUGAUAUGGAUUACACUUUAGCAGUGUACAAGUCACCAGAGUACGAGUCACUAGGUUUUGAGCUCACAGUGGAACGACUGGUUUCCAUCGGUUACCCCCAGGAGCUGCUGAGCUUUGUCUACGAUCCAUCCUUUCCCACCAGGGGCCUUGUGUUUGACACCAUGUAUGGAAACCUGUUGAAGGUUGAUGCCUACGGUAAUAUACUGGUGUGUGUCCAUGGAUUCAACUUCCUCAGAGGCCCUGAGAUCCGAGAGCGGUACCCAAACAAGUUCAUCCAGAGGGAUGAUACAGAGCGUUUUUAUAUCCUUAACACACUCUUCAACCUGCCAGAGACCUACCUCUUUGCCUGCCUAGUGGAUUUCUUCUCCAAUUGUGACAGAUACACAAGCUGUGAAACUGGCUUCAAGGACGGCGACCUCUUCAUGUCCUAUAAGAGCAUGUUCCAGGACGUCCGCGACGCCGUCGACUGGGUCCACUUCAAGGGUACUCUGAAGGAGAAGACGGUUGAGAACUUGGAUAAGUAUGUGGUGAAAGAUGGAAAGCUGCCUCUUCUCCUCAGCAGAAUGAAUGAAGUAGCCAAGGUUUUCUUGGCUACCAACAGUGACUACAAAUACACUGAUAAAAUCAUGACUUACCUGUUUGACUUCCCCCAUGGCCCCAAGCCCGGGACCUCCCACCGGCCCUGGCAGUCCUACUUUGAUCUGAUCCUGGUGGACGCCAGGAAGCCUCUGUUUUUCGCUGAGGGUACGGUGCUCAGACAAGUCGACACGACAACAGGGCGUCUAAAGAUAGGAACCUACACAGGACCUCUGCAGCAUGGUAUAGUCUACUCUGGAGGUUCUUCAGACAUCGUGUGCGACUUGCUGGGGGCCAAGGGGAAGGACAUCGUGUACAUCGGGGACCAUAUCUUCGGAGACAUCCUCAAGUCCAAGAAACGUCAAGGCUGGAGGACCUUCCUGGUCAUACCCGAGCUGGCCCAGGAGCUGCACGUGUGGACCGACAAGAGCUCAUUAUUCGAAGAACUGCAAGGCCUGGACAUUUUCUUGGCAGAACUCUACAAACAUCUGGACAGCAGCAGUAACGAGAGGCCAGACAUCAGCACUAUUCAGAGAAGAGUCAAGAAAGUAACACACGACAUGGAUAUGUGCUACGGCAUGAUGGGUAGCCUUUUCCGCAGCGGCUCCAGACAGACCCUGUUUGCCUCCCAAGUGAUGCGCUACGCCGACCUGUACGCAGCCUCCUUCAUCAACCUGCUGUACUAUCCAUUCAGCUACCUCUUCAGAGCCGCACACGUGCUGAUGCCUCAUGAGUCAACAGUAGAGCACACCCACGUGGACAUCGACACCGAGUCACCGCUGGCCACACGCAACCGCACCCACUGCAGCGACUGCAAAGACCUGGAGUGCAAACGCAACCAGUUGACCCGCUCCUUCAGCGAGAUCAAACCUCCCAACCUGUUCCCCCAGACUCCACAGGAGAUCACUCACUGCCACGACGAGGACGACGAUGAGGAAGAAGAAGAGGAGGAGGAGGAGGAAGAAGAGGAGGAGGAGGAAGAAGAAGAGUAAUAAACUGCACGCUUAAAGAAGAGAGCCACGCUCCUGUUCCUGCCGCCUUACUGUAUGUUUCCCUGUAGAGUUGGGUAGUGAUCUCUCUCAAAGUGAGGCAGGGAGGAAAAACCUCUCCUCUGUGUGUGUGUGUGUGUGUGUGUGUGUGUGUGUGUGUGUGUGUGUAUGAUGUAAGUCACUUUC
This is a messenger RNA of Thunnus maccoyii (southern bluefin tuna), 2343 nucleotides long. RefSeq names its product 5'-nucleotidase, cytosolic IIb (gene nt5c2b). The transcript has 18 exons. NCBI's taxonomy places the organism in Eukaryota, Metazoa, Chordata, Actinopteri, Scombriformes, Scombridae. Gene Ontology annotation, molecular function: 5'-nucleotidase activity. The record is from RefSeq and is a predicted model, not a curated record. The coding region runs from base 442 to 2160 and encodes 572 amino acids.